This is a messenger RNA of Populus euphratica (Euphrates poplar), 2120 nucleotides long. RefSeq names its product switch-associated protein 70-like. The record is from RefSeq and is a predicted model, not a curated record. The transcript is spliced from 10 exons. NCBI's taxonomy places the organism in Eukaryota, Viridiplantae, Streptophyta, Magnoliopsida, Malpighiales, Salicaceae. Gene Ontology annotation, biological process: endosome organization; receptor recycling; retrograde transport, endosome to Golgi. The coding region runs from base 149 to 1663 and encodes 504 amino acids. Gene Ontology annotation, cellular component: trans-Golgi network; recycling endosome; early endosome.
AGGCCGAAAAAAACGCGUCACCUGCGAGUCAAGUAGAGAAACCUAACAGCCCUCUCUCUACCUAAACAUCGAAAAAACCCGUUUCUCCGAUUUCUUCUUCAAUUUCACUUAUCUUACUGCCAAUCGUCGAUCUAUAAUUGCACCCACCAUGGCCUCCAACGGAGCUUCUACGCAGCAACAGAGACCUGCAGUGGGCACAGAGAAUAGUUUGGAGAAGAUCAAGCGGCAAUUAGCGUCCGGCUCUGGUAGGAAUUUGUUGCAGGGCCCACUUCUUAAGCGAUCUGAAACUCUGAGGAAAUGGAAUGAGCGAUGGGUGAUCUUAGACCCAACUACUGGGAAAAUGGAAUACAAAACUAGGAGAAAUGAACCAGCUGUGAAAGGGACGAUUCUCUUCGAUGCAAAUAGCACCAUCGCAGUUUCUCCUGUAAACUUCAAUGGGCUCCCAAAGUACGAUGGAUGCUGUUUUUACAUCGGUACUCCCCAGAAAAAAGAUUACUUCCUCUGUGCAGAGACUCCUGGUGCAGCUAGAGCUUGGGUAGCAACUUUACAUGCUACUCAGUUGGUUCUAAAGGCUCAUAAAGAGGCUGUGGACUCCCUAAGUGGAAAUGGUUCUGCAAAAUUAGGAACAGUUGCCACUGUAGUUGCUGCAGCCAAUUCAACAGCGCUGGAAUGCUCUAAAGAAAUUGAAGCAGCAAUGCAGAUUUCUUUGAGAAAUGCUUUAGGAAUGAUGAAUAAUAGGACAACUGAUGGUCCAAUGGAUGACAAGACAAUCCUGAAGGAGACGCUGAGAGUCAAGGAUGAGGAAUUACAGAAUCUGGCUCGAGAUAUUCGUGCUCGUGACUCAAUAAUAAAAGACAUAGCAGAUAAACUAUCUGAGACAGCUGAAGCUGCUGAGGCUGCAGCAUCUUCUGCUCAUGCUAUGGAUGAACAGAGAAGAAUUGUUUGUGCUGAAAUUGAGCGGUUAUCAAAAGCUUCAGAAAAGCAGCUGGAGUCAUCCAUGUUGAAGUUAAAGGAGUAUGAAGAAAAGGUUGUGACUCUGAGUAAGGAAAGAGAUCAACUGAUCAGGCAGAGAGACUCUGCCAUCCAGGAGGCAAAUUUAUGGCGUUCUGAGAUUGCGAAAGCCAGAGAGCGUGCUCUGAUAUUGGAAGGAGCUGUUGUUAGAGCAGAGGAGAAGGCAAGAGUUGCAGAAGCAGAUGCUGAAGCUAGAAUAAAGGAGGCUGCACAGAGAGAGGCAGCUGCUGUGAAGGAGAAGGAAGAGCUUCUAGCAUACGUGAAUAUGUUACAGGCACAACUUCAAAGGCAGCACAAAGAUACAAAGCAAGUUUUCAAGGAGAAAAUGGAGGCUCCAAAUGUUGUUGACAGCACUCUUCCCCUGACUAAGCAUGUAGACUUGUCAGAUGAGAAUGUUGAUAAAGCUUGUCUUAGUGUUUCUAGAGCUGUCCCAGCUGCUGGGGAGAAUGUUGUGCGCAUGGCAGUGGAUCAAAGUAACCCCGGGCCUGUUGAAGAUGCUGAAUGGAGCGAUAUUCAGGCAACAGAGUCAACAAUAGCUGAUGUCAGAGAAGUUGCACCGGAGAUAGAUGGAAGCAGCCUGGAUAUUCCUGUUGUUAGGGCACCUGUAAAUAAUCAUCAUGAGCAAGGAGCCAGCACCUAUCAUCAGCCUUGAUGUUUAAUCUUGCAUGUUCUACAGCGGACAGCAAUCAUUAAAGGUAGGGAAUGGCAUGCUAUUUGAAGUCAAUUAACAGUAAAAUCCUAACACUUCUCGAGGUGUGUCUUUCAUCAGCUGGCUGGUUGGACGCCAUUGCUUGUUAUAUCACCCUGUAUCUUCAAUGAAGGAUACAUCCAGACCUUUCCUGGAAUGUAUUUGAGAGCUUCAAAAUAGUCCAUCUAUGAUACGCGUGUACAGAGCGCUGUUCUGAAAUCUGAACCUUCUUGUCCCAACCAUAUAUUUUCCAGUCGUCAUUAUUGUGAUUGACUUUGUAUCUUUGUUAAGGAAUACAGCUGGCCAUUCUUCAAUGUUUUUGAGGGCAUAAGAAGAUUCCCCUUUUUAUGUUUGUGUAAAGAGCUUGUUAGUUCUGAGUGUUAAAUGCAAUUUUUUCUUGAAGAUGUUGACCUCUUUCGUU